AUGCGUCGUUGCAACAAUCAAUUGAGCCCUCCGACUCGCGGAAUAUCCACGCAGACGCCGACGAGUUCGCCGUCUCCUAGUAGGCACGACGUGUUAUGCGUUUCACCCAUCCUCCAGGCCUCCGCGUCCCCGAAAUCCCCAAAUCUCACUCUAAAUCCGCACCACGACAACGCAGCUGACCUCUUCUCCUGCAUCGAUUACUCAGCUCGCACCUCGUACGUGUACGCACCCAGCCGUCGUGUGCGCACGCUCACGGAUCUCGAAAUACACGCACGGACAGUGAGUAUUCGAGGCCUGAGGUCAUUCUGCAUCAUGCCUGCGUCCCUGUAUGCCCUGCAAUUCAGUUUCUGGCUCGGCACGCGCACGCAGAAGGGAGAACCUGUCAACUCUAAAAAGUUACCGCAUGCGUACAAGAGACCGCACCGGCUCUGCACGAGGCGAGGUCACCUGCACGCGCAGGAGGGGCAGCUGACAUCAAUAUCCUCGGGAGGAACAUCCUCUGAGACGUUUGAGUUGGCCGGGAGGCGCACGAUCCCACAGCGUAACGUCAAUGCCGCAAGCAAGCGUAUCAAUCCCAUCUUCUUCUGUGUUUCUCAUGAUGAUUGCGCCAUCGAGGGGCUCUAUACCAAUUUGCGGACGGAAUCACCACUCACACGACCGUCUAUGCUUCUAACCGGCAGCGAGACAAUGCAUGUUGCCGAGUUCUUUGCGUGCAAAGGCAAGUGCCACGUCUAA
Laetiporus sulphureus 93-53 is the source of this 735-nucleotide messenger RNA. RefSeq lists its product as uncharacterized. Bases 1 to 735 code for a protein of 244 amino acids. NCBI's taxonomy places the organism in Eukaryota, Fungi, Basidiomycota, Agaricomycetes, Polyporales, Laetiporaceae. The transcript has 2 exons. The record is from RefSeq and is a predicted model, not a curated record.